AUGCAGUACAUAGAAGCAGCGAGUAAUUUUAUCGUGGAACUAUCAGGACGUACGCAAGCCAAAGUAAACAACGAAGCCUUGAUUACAGAGCAAUCGGUGACAGUGUGCAAGGACUACCUUAACUAUAGACUGUCGUCAACAAAGCUUAUAAACAAAAAUGGCUCCACUUUAAAUUUGGAAGAUUUCAAUGACAUUUCAAUUUAUCUGAUAAUGACAGCGGGACAGUUAGAAGUUAUGCACCCUAAUGUUUACAAAGACGUAUGUCGCCGGCUUCACGUUACUCAAUUCACUGACAAUGCUAUAGGCGAGGUCUUUCAAGAAGUGGCCAAUGAAAUAUUCAAAUCUGGUGUAACAUGGGCAAAGAUAGUGUCAUUAUUCGCCUUUUCUGGAGCUUUUGCUCUUGAUUGU
Messenger RNA from Saccoglossus kowalevskii, 408 nucleotides. Its product is annotated as bcl-2-related ovarian killer protein homolog A-like. The record is from RefSeq and is a predicted model, not a curated record. Gene Ontology annotation, molecular function: BH domain binding. Gene Ontology annotation, biological process: release of cytochrome c from mitochondria; extrinsic apoptotic signaling pathway in absence of ligand; regulation of apoptotic process. Gene Ontology annotation, cellular component: mitochondrial outer membrane. Lineage: Eukaryota; Metazoa; Hemichordata; Enteropneusta; Harrimaniidae.